ACCGACACGGGAGAGGGAGUCCGAGUCCAACGUGAGACGAUGCAGGAAAAUUUAUUCGCCCAAAAACUCGCCGACAAUGACAAGAAAAAUAGAGAUAAAGCUAUUAAAACGCUUAGGAAAUAUUUUUCUGCGAGAUCUACCGCGAAAAGAAGGGGUUUCUCUCAUGAUGAGAUGAUGAAAAUAUGGAAAGGUCUAUUCUACUGCAUGUAUAUGGCAGACAAACCACUCAUUCAGGAGGACCUGGCUGAAAGUAUAAGUGCAUUGAUACAUAGGUUUGGAAAUGUAGAGGACCGCCAUAAUUUUGCAAAGUGCGCAUUCCUGACACUGGCCCGUGAAUGGAAUAACAUUGACAUAUUCCGUAUGGAUAAAUUCAUGAUGUUUGUGAGACGAAUCCUGAGACAAAUAUUGGUGCAACUUAGUUUAUGCAACUGGAAUAUAAACCGUGUCUCAGAGAUCGCAAAUAUCAUUGGGACAACUGUUCUUGUGCCAGAUGACCAUAAACACAUCACACCUCUAGGGCUGAAAUUGCACAUGUCAGACAUCAUUUUGGAGGAGCUGGCCAAGAUAGGUCGUGAAGAUAUCAAAAAUAAGGCUUUGCUUGAAAUUUUAAAACCUUUUUUAAAGGUCUUAGCCUUGACAAAGGGAUAAACUUAUUUUGAAGAUGUCAGAAAAAUCUCCC
Molecule: messenger RNA, 679 nt
Organism: Penaeus chinensis
Lineage: Eukaryota; Metazoa; Arthropoda; Malacostraca; Decapoda; Penaeidae
Product: ribosomal RNA processing protein 1 homolog A-like
Exons: 5
Coding region: 40-648 (202 amino acids)
Biological process (GO): rRNA processing
Cellular component (GO): nucleus; preribosome, small subunit precursor; preribosome, large subunit precursor
Source: RefSeq, a predicted model, not a curated record